This is a messenger RNA of Suncus etruscus (white-toothed pygmy shrew), 1384 nucleotides long. It is a transcript of the gene IRF8, whose product is annotated as interferon regulatory factor 8. Gene Ontology annotation, molecular function: protein binding; DNA-binding transcription factor activity, RNA polymerase II-specific; RNA polymerase II cis-regulatory region sequence-specific DNA binding. The coding region runs from base 128 to 1375 and encodes 415 amino acids. NCBI's taxonomy places the organism in Eukaryota, Metazoa, Chordata, Mammalia, Eulipotyphla, Soricidae. The record is from RefSeq and is a predicted model, not a curated record. Gene Ontology annotation, cellular component: nucleus. The transcript is spliced from 9 exons. Gene Ontology annotation, biological process: regulation of transcription by RNA polymerase II; immune system process.
GUUCCUUGGCCCUGCGCUGGGUAUGUUCAGGGCUCCUGACCUGCUUGCCACGCUGCGGAUGAGCUGGGCCGAGGCACACCCAGUGGGUGCGUCUGGUCGGUAGUGGGUGUGCACGCCUGUGUCGAGGAUGUGUGACCGAAGCGGGGGUCGGCGGCUGCGCCAGUGGCUAGUGGAGCAGAUCGACAGUGGCCUGUACCCGGGGCUGGUGUGGGAGAGCAGUGAGAAGAGCCUGUUCCGGAUCCCCUGGAAACAUGCAGGCAAGCAGGACUACAACCAAGAGGUGGAUGCCUCCAUCUUUAAGGCCUGGGCUGUCUUCAAAGGAAAGUUUAAGGAGGGGGACAAGGCCGAACCGGCCACGUGGAAGACCAGACUGCGCUGUGCCCUCAACAAGAGCCCCGACUUCGAGGAGGUGACUGAACGCUCUCAACUGGACAUCUCGGAGCCCUACAAAGUCUACCGCAUCGUGCCUGAGGAGGAGCAGAAAUGCAAACUGGGAGGCGCGGGCCCUGGCUGUGCAAGCGAUGGUAUGGACAGAGGGUGUGAGGACGUGCUCAAGGAGCCCUGCGCGGACGAUUACAUGGGUGCCCUAAAGCGGAGCCCCUCCCCGCCUGAGGCCUGCAGGGGUCAGCACCCCCCGGACUUGUGGGCACAGCAGCCAGGUCCAGGCUUGCCGCUGAGCACGGGCUAUGCAGCCUACGAAGGGCAUCACCCAGCCUUCUCACAGAUGGUCAUCAGCUUCUACUACGGGGGCAAGCUAAUGGGCCAGACCACCACCACCUGCCCCCAGGGCUGCCGCUUGUCCCUGCCGGGCACCAGGCCGAGCGGGCCCGAGGGCCUGGAGCUGGUGCGCUUCCCGCCAGCCGACACCAUCGCCAAUGAGCGGCAGCGCCAGGUGACGCGGAAGCUCUUCGGGCACCUGGAGCGGGGUGUCCUGCUGCACUGCAGUCACCAGGGGGUGCUGGUGCGGCGACUGUGUCAGGGCCGCGUCUUCUGCAGCGGCAACGCGGUGCCCUGCCAGGACAGGCCCAACAAGCUGGAGCGUGAUGAGGUGGUCAAGGUCUUCGACACCAGCCAGUUCUUCCGAGACCUGCAGCUGUUCUACAGCAGCCAAAGCCGCCUGCCGGACUCGCGCGUGGUGCUCUGCUUCGGGGAGGAGUUUCCUGACACAGCCCCACUUCGCUCAAAGCUCAUCCUUGUGCAGGUGGAGCAGCUUUAUGCCCAGCAGCUGGUGGAGGAAGCCAGGAAGAGCUUUGGGCCCGGGACACUGCUGCCACCUGAGGAGACUACGGCCGACCAGGUUUUCCGGCUCUUCCCCGACAUCUGUGCCUCGCACCCACGGCCCUUCUUCAGGGAGAACCAGCAGAUCACAGUUUGAGUACCCUGC